Ylistrum balloti is the source of this 6537-nucleotide messenger RNA. Its product is annotated as protein piccolo-like. The record is from RefSeq and is a predicted model, not a curated record. The transcript has 8 exons. Lineage: Eukaryota; Metazoa; Mollusca; Bivalvia; Pectinida; Pectinidae. The coding region runs from base 7 to 2127 and encodes 706 amino acids.
GUAAACAUGGGCAAUGACAGGUUGAAAUUGGCCCUGUAUGUGCUUACAGCUUUGCUAUUAUGUCAUGUCAAAGUGAACGGUGUUUCAACAACUGAUGGAUCAGUACACCAGCUCAAUCUGUCACCAGAGUUACAGAGUGAAAGUACUGAUAUUCAAAAUACGGAAUACAAAGCUGCAGAACUAGAUACUGUAACACAGAAACCUGUCCCUGAUCAGCAAUACCUACAAAAGCAAAAUGACUUGGAAAGGAAAACUGAAAUGCAAGCUAGCAAUGAAGUAAAUCCAGAACAGCAGAAUUCCUCACUGCUAAACUUGCAAAAGAGCCCAGAAAAAAUACUUCCACAACAGCAGAAUACUGCAGAGCCGAUUCCACAACAGCAAAAUACUGCACAGCCUAUUCCACAACAGCAGAAUACUGGACAGCCGAUUCCACAACAGCAGAAUACUGGACAGCAGAAUACUGGACAGCCGAUUCCCCAACAGCAGAAUACUGCAGAGCCUAUUCCACAACAGCAGAAUACUGCAGAGCCUAUUCCACAACAGCAGAAUACUGCAGAGCCUAUUGCACAACAGCAGAAUACUGCAGAACCUAUUCCACAACAGCAGAAUACUGCAGAACCUAUUCCACAACAGCAGAAUACUGCAGAGCCUAUUCCUCAAAUGCAGAAUAAUGGACAGCCAUUUCCACAACAGCAGAAAACUUCACAGUCAAUUCCUCAAAUGCAGAAUAAUGGACAGCUGAUUCCAGAACAGCAGAAUACUGCAGAGCCUGUUCCAAAACAGCAGAAUACUGCAGAGCCUAUUCCACAACAGCAGAAUACUGCAGAACCUAUUCUACAACGGCAGAAUACUGCAGAACCUAUUCCACAACAGCAGAAUACUGCAGAGCCUAUUCCACAACAGCAGAAUACUGCAGAACCUAUUCCACAACAGCAGAAUACUGCAGAGCCUAUUCCACAACAGCAGAAUACUGCAGAGCCUAUUCCUCAAACGCAGAAUAAUGGACAGCCAUUUCCACAACAGCAGAAAACUGCACAGCCAAUUCCUCAAAUGCAGAAUAAUGGACAGCCAUUUCAACAACAGCAGAAAACUUCACAGUCAAUUCCUCAAAUGCAGAAUAAUGGACAGCCAUUUCAACAACAGCAGAAAACUUCACAGUCAAUUCCUCAAAUGCAGAAUAAUGGACAGCCAUUUCAACAACAGCAGAAAACUUCACAGUCAAUUCCUCAAAUGCAGAAUAAUGGACAGCCAUUUCCACAACAGCAGAAAACUUCACAAUCAAUUCCUCAAAUGCAGAAUAAUGGACAGCCAUUUCCACAACAGCAGAAAACUUCACAAUCAAUUCCUCAAAUGCAGAAUAAUGGACAGCCAUUUCAACAACAGCAGAAAACUUCACAGUCAAUUCCUCAAAUGCAGAAUAAUGGACAGCCAUUUCCACAACAGCAGAAAACUUCACAAUCAAUUCCUCAAAUGCAGAAUACUGGACAACCAUUUUCACAACAGCAGAAAACUGGACAGCCAAUUGCUCAACAUCAGAAUACUGCACAGCCAAUUCCUCAAAUGCAGAAUACUGCACAGUCAAUUCCGCUACUGCAGAAUACAGCUACUAAAGCAGCAUCUGAUUUAGAUCAUACAACAGACAUGUCAGUGGCAGAUGAUAGUGAUGAUUUCAUGAAAGCAGAAGAAAACAUGUAUGGUAAUCUUGACUUAUGGGAUGAUGAAGAUGAAGACGAAUUCCCUACAGAUGAUAGUCAACUAACAUCAUUUGGCAGUGAUGAUGAUUGGAAUUUCCCCCUAGGUGAGAAGUUAAUUCCCAAAGGAAAGGUGCUUGACAACCCUUACAAACCGUCAAUGGAGACAUUUGGAGAUGAGAAGAACUAUCCCCCUCCCAAAGAAGGUGUUGUCACAUCAAGUCUUCAGAAAAAGAAUGAGGAUGCGGAUGUACAGAUGGACACAAUAGCCUAUUACAGUUGGAUUAUCUUCCUCACUUGUAUUGUCAUUUCUGUCUUCAUCUUCACCAGACACAGACACAGGUUUGGUAACUUUCUGAAGUUUGGGCACAAUCAGAGGAACUACCAAUCUGAUGCUGAAGAGGGGAAGAACUUGUUGAAAAAUGUCUAUACAUAAUACCACUCCAUCAUAUUUCUAUCAGAAUCUCAACAUGGGAGCUACCCCAUCGUGGAUUUCUUAUAUCCUAUCUACACUUCAAAAAAUUUGUUUAUCAGUACCCCCUGGUAAUUAAUAGUCACCUAAUAGUGAGCUGAUUAAACUGUUGGGGUAGGUGUACAUAAUGUACAAUAUGUUCCUAUUGGAGAUGAAUUAUCUUCUCCUGUUAGUGGACGGAGAUCUGUCGAUUAUGUUCACAGAUACUUCAACUGCUACCUACAGUAUUGAUAUAACAUGGCUGUUUAUAUUUAUGUAAUAUGCUUUUGUACUUAACAUUUAAUUUUAUUUUAAUGGUUUCAUAUAUAAUUCAUGAAAGUUUUUUUUUUUUGUGUGUGUCAUAUUAGUUUUAUAAAAGAGAAAAUAUUCAUAUACCAUAAGAACCAAUGUUUGCAUGCAAGAAAUACCAAAAUAUCAAUUAUAUUUUGACAAAUGUUUUAUUGUUAUUUUGUGGUCCCAAAGAGAAAAAAUAUCAUGAUGCAUUUAGUUAUAGCUUUGAAAUCCUAUCAUAUAUACUCCCAUUAACAUUUUUUGUUAGAUUUUUCUUCAUUUUUAAUUUUUUUGUUUUUGUUUUUUUUUAAAACAUAACUGAGUAUGGUUCAUGAGAGAUUCUCAAGUUGUCGUUACUUAUUUCAGAUGGAAUAUGGAAUUUAUGUACAUUCCAUGUUGUAUGUAACUUAAAGCUGUAGGGGAAUGAAUUUCAUAAAUAUUACCUGUGAUUCAUAUGCAAUGUAUUUUGCACUUAGGUAAGCACUGUAGAUCAAGAAUAUUGAAAGUUGAUACCAAUUCAUAUGUACAAAAUGUACUUGUAUAUGCUAGGUAUAUUCACAUAUCACAUGUGGUCUGUAACUUGAAUAUCAAUGGAAAUAUACAAGGCUUUGUUUAUCAAAACAGAGUUCAAAGUAGAAAAAAAUGAAACAAAUAUCCUCAAUCUUUUAAGAGUUUGAUAACAAAUUACCUGGUGGAGAUUUUCUACGGAGGUGAAGUAAUUAUGUUCAUUCCUUAGAGUGUGAUGCAAUCCUGAUGGGUUUAUGUACUUAAUCAUAAAUAUUUAUUGUUAUUUUUUACAAAUCAAUGGCUAAACUUUUUUUUUUUUUUAAGAUUUUUGAAAAGUUAUACAUUUAGCUUUAAGCUUUCUUUGUUUUACUUCACUUUUGAGUUGAUAAAAAUACUACAAAAUUAGCUACUAGUUACUGAAUAUGUAACAUAAACCUGUGAUAAAUUUAAAGGUAAACUAAGCAUUUGUUUGUAUGACUUUUUUGUCAUAAUAUGACUGUUGUACUGUUAUUGUAGAUAUGGUAUCAGCUAUGUCCUCAAAUAACCCCCUUACCUUGAUUUUAAUUGUAUUUGUCCUGUAGUAAGUCAACUUCCUGUAGGCUUAAUGACAACAAAUAGAUAUUGUGUAUUUUCAUAUGUUAUAGAAAUAACAUUUUGAAAUAUUAUUACUAUUUCGAAAAAAAAUUCCACAUCAUUCUUUUUCUUAAGCCUCACAAAUUAAGGCAUCCAAUAGUGGCUCAUUUGAAGCAUAAGACACAUAUCAUCUGAUGCUUAUACAUGCAUAUAUGCAUUGUAUACUUAAACCUUGCUGUUUCAUUUGUUGGAGGGAUAUGAAGGAAUCAGUGUGUCCUGCCUGGUUGUCUGUUUGUCUGUCCAUCUGUCCAUCUGUUUACUCAUUUGCUGUCUUUAAAACUGACUUUUUACUCACUUGACUGAUGAAACUCCGUUCUCAUGAUCUGGUGGGACCAUGAUAGUACAGUUGAUAGACCAUUGGCCCAUGUAAUUGUUGGUUAAGAUCCAAAGUUUUGUGAUUCAUGGUGGUUUGUGUUUACCAGGGAGCUAAUCAGAAAAAGGGACUGGUCUGUGCUGACCUGGUUCUGUUAUUCGGCAAAACACUUUACCCUAGUUGCCCUGGAUGGUAUGUGAUGGGCCUCUCAUAUUUUGUUCAGUGAGGUAGCCACCAGCUACUACAAGGAAACCCUCAGAAUGAACCUGGCUGUUCACUGGGCAAUAAACCCAGCAAACUUGUGAUUAGUGCUUAUACAGUGGUAUAAUGUAAUUUUUUUUUUUUUUUUGAGCUUUCUUUAGAGUUUUGUUCCUUUUCGUGAUGUGCUGAAUGUAGCUAAGCUGUAUUCAGAGACUUGAGGAUUGUCUGCUGUCAGAUGUAAAUUUCAUUUAAUAAGAUAAACUGGAGGCAAGUUAUCAGUACUAUUGGUACAUGUUGUGUGUGUGUAUUUUUUUUUCAUUUUGACCACUUUCUUGGAGUUAUGCCUCUUCUACUGUUUAGAUAGAAGUUCAGGACAACAACAUUAUGGUGCUCAUUCCUUGCAGAAGUUGGUGUUCAUAGCCAACAUAGCUGUGUGUUCGAGAUUUUGUUUUAUUUCAUUAAUUUUCUCAUGAAUUAUGCCCCAUUCAUGAUUUUCUGUAACUCCGAUAUUAGAUGUUGGAAUGGAAUGACUUACAAUUUUUAAUUACAUACCCAGUGAUAUUGAGUCAAACCACUGCCCGGAAGUCACUGAUGAAGACUUAAGUCAAUAGAAUAGCCUUGAUUGAACUCUUAUAUGUCAGUGUACAUGCUAUAUCUUUAUGACUGCUGCUUUUUCAUUGUACUCCUAUAAUCAAUUGUAUGAUCUCGCUACAACGAGAGAAAUGUCACCCUGUAUAUACAUUUAUAUAUAUGUUUCUCUGUAAGAGCUGCCAAAAGGUCAAAAUCGUCCUGUAUUUUUUAUUUACAGGGUAACAUUUAUGAUUUCUCUAUUACCUGUGCCAUAGCAACAAUCACAUACAUUGUAUUACAUGUAUUGUGGUACACCUAAAUUGUUUGGGUUAUGAUUAUCUGUAGGAUUACAUAGUUUUAUGUGUGAGGUCACAACCUAAUGAUAUAUUCAUUGAGUUAAGAUAUUACUAUUUUAUUGUUUAUAAACAAAAUUUGUAUACAUUUUGUUAAUGUUACCAAAUCCUGUGUUUCAUUACCUUUUCAUGCAAUAUUAUGUACAGAAAUUCAUAUCCUUUAUACACAUUUAUUGAUAAGUCUGGUGAGUUAUAUGGUCAUUAUCUUGUUUGUUGUAUGCUUAAUACUUUAUAUACAUAGAUAAAUAGUAAGUAUAUACAUAGAUAAAUAGUAAGUAUAUACAUAGAUAAAUAGUAAGAGAACAAAGAUAUAUACAUCAGAUUUUCAAAGUGAUUUGCCCCUUGGUGCACAAGUGAUCUGCCCUUUGGUGAAGAAGUGAUCUGCCCUUUGGUGAAAACAUUAUAAACUCCUUUGUUAAGACAUGAUCUGCCCCUUUGUGAAGACUUGAUCUAAUUGUAUAAAAAUGCUGAGAAAAGAAGUAAAAGUUUUUUUAUCAAGACAACAUCAUUUUGUAUUUUGUAACAGAAGAAUUUUUCAAAAUCAAUAAUCCAUCUUUAGAUAGUUUACCAUGAUGAAUUACUGGAUUUUACAUAAAGUAUUAAAACUGUGUGUGCUUGUCUAAGAUUGAUUGAAUUUAUAGUAGAACAAUUUCAGUUGAGAGCACUACAAUUUUCUGUAUUUAUGAACACGUAUCAGUGAAUAUACAUAUCAUAGCAACAUAUUUAUAAGAAAUAAACAAAUUGAAUUAAGGAAAAAUGAUGCCCUUGUCGAAAAUUACAUUAUGAUGUACGUUGUUCAUCUGUUAAAACACAUGAACAGGCUUUUCUAGAAUCUCAGUUAUAUUUUUGAAAAUAUUUCCAUAGAUUAUUUGCAUUUUGUUGUUUUAACCAAAAACAUUGUACUGAUAUUAUAGUGUGUUUCUAUAUAAAUUGUUUUUAAUAUAUACUGUUUCUAUAAACAACACACUAAUGUGACAUAGUUGACCUUUUUUUUAAAUAAUCUUAUGUUGAAAUUUUGUGGAAAUUAUUGGAAUGUUGCAUUUAAUGCACCUCCCAAUCUAUAUUUAACAUCUGUUUCGGUACAGUCUAAACGCUGAUUUGGGUUUCCCUUACUUACCAUUAAACCAUCUUUUAGAUUUCACAUAUAAGGCCCAGGGUGCCACCAAUAGGUCCUAGAAGGACAAAACUGCUGAAUGUGUAAUUCAUUACUUAUACUGCAUUGAGUACUAAAUUUGUGCUGAAAGGUGCUAUUUAUCAAGUGUACUAUCAUUUCUAUGGCCAGUUUUCCAAUGUGUUGUAUCAGUGUUAAUUGUCCAAAUGUGAUGCCAUGUAUUUCUGAAAGCAGACUCACAGAGCAAUUACAAAUUUUUCAUAUAUUUAUUAUAUGAAAUAUAUUUUUUCCAUAGAAACCUACCACAUAUUGUUGACAAUAUAAAACAGAAAAUGUAGCCAUUGUUUAUCAAUUAUUAUGUUAGUGGGUCCGUUUGCAAGGUUGUUAUUGAAUAAAAGCUUUUCUGCAUUUUGAAA